GAAACGUAGAUAUAACAAAAAGUAAACCGGAAACUGCACUGAGGAUUGUGGGUUGGCGGCAUCAAUGCGACUCAUCUUCAGACAAGUGCGACAGUUUGGGAAAAUGGCAUCAGAGGCAAAGAGAGCCAAGCUAACCGCAGAGGAGAGAGACUCUGUCCUCUCACCUCUAAAAUCAGCUGGCUGGGUCAUGGUGGAUGGGAGAGAUGCCAUUUACAAAGAAUUCAUGUUCAAGAAUUUCAACCAGGCCUUUGGUUUUAUGACCAGAGUGGCUCUCCUGGCUGAAAAGAUGGACCACCAUCCAGAGUGGUUCAAUGUCUACAAUAAGGUUCAGAUAACACUGAGCACCCAUGAUGUCAGUGGUCUAUCAGACAAAGAUGUGAAGCUGGCCAAUUUCAUUGAAAAGGCAGCCCAAGUCCAGUAAAAAUGGAUACAUGUAACCA
This is a messenger RNA of Lingula anatina, 440 nucleotides long. Its product is annotated as putative pterin-4-alpha-carbinolamine dehydratase. Gene Ontology annotation, biological process: tetrahydrobiopterin biosynthetic process. Gene Ontology annotation, molecular function: 4-alpha-hydroxytetrahydrobiopterin dehydratase activity. NCBI's taxonomy places the organism in Eukaryota, Metazoa, Brachiopoda, Lingulata, Lingulida, Lingulidae. The record is from RefSeq and is a predicted model, not a curated record.